This is a messenger RNA of Sabethes cyaneus, 977 nucleotides long. Its product is annotated as esterase AAEL000016. The record is from RefSeq and is a predicted model, not a curated record. Gene Ontology annotation, cellular component: cytoplasm; nucleus. The coding region runs from base 77 to 889 and encodes 270 amino acids. Lineage: Eukaryota; Metazoa; Arthropoda; Insecta; Diptera; Culicidae. The transcript is spliced from 2 exons. Gene Ontology annotation, biological process: response to retinoic acid.
AAAUGUGUGGCUUCAUAGCUGUAGAUAUCCAGAAAAUUUAAUUAAGUUAGUAGAAGCGACGUGCUCAGUUUUAGCAAUGGCAAACGAUAGCGACAAAAAGUCUGCUCCGGGAAACGGUGGUCCUGCUUUAUCAGAAACAUGCAGCAAGCUGAAGAUCCUUGCAUUGCACGGUUACCGGCAGAACGGCGACGCUUUUAGAUCGAAGCUGGGUUCAUUCAGAAAAUUUAUCAACAAAUAUGCCGAGUUAGUUUUUGUAACGGCUCCGCACGUAGCUCCGCCGUUGCCUGACUGUGAGCCUGGUACUAUGCCGGAUCCUGCUCAGCGAAGCUGGUGGUUCAACAAAGAAGACGGUUCAUUUAAGGGAACCAACAAAAACGGGCCAGCGAUUGGUUUCGAGGAGAGUUUAAAAUUGGUAGAAAAAACAUGGAAGACAGAACAGUGCUGUGGACUAUUAGGAUUCUCGCAAGGAGCCUGUUUUGCCGGAUUGUUGUGUGAUUUAAGUGCUCGGGGGAUGACCUGCAUCAAACCUGAGUUUGCAGUUUUAUCGUCCGGUUUUCGCUCCGGAAGUCUGGUACAUCUUAACUUUUACGAAAAUAAAGUACAGAUUCCUUCCUUGCAUAUUUUUGGGGAAACAGACGAGAUUAUACCCAAAGCUUUGAGUAUUGCACUGACGGAAACCUUUGUCGACCCGCAGAUUUUGAUGCAUACCGGAGGUCAUUUUUUGCCAGCACAGGCGGCUCAGAAGACUACCUAUCUGGAUUUCUUCCGAGAUCGUCUACAGUAUCAUCUAGAAGCGAAAGAAAUUGAAAAUGCCUCUCUAGCAAACAGCAUACUGAUAGAUGGAGAUAACGCUGGGGUUGCUGCUAAUGACGAUGACGAUUCGGAUUGAUCUAAAAAAUACCACGUCCCAAUCGAGCACUAAUUUAUUAAAUUCUCAAUUUAAUUACAAAUGUAGAAAAUAAACAUACACAAAACGA